Messenger RNA from Tricharina praecox, 996 nucleotides. RefSeq lists its product as uncharacterized. The record is from RefSeq and is a predicted model, not a curated record. Lineage: Eukaryota; Fungi; Ascomycota; Pezizomycetes; Pezizales; Pyronemataceae. Bases 217 to 996 code for a protein of 259 amino acids. The transcript has a single exon.
GGGAAUCGGAAUGAGAUGGAUGGCAAGUCGGCGCGGCGUUGCGAGAAGGUUACCGUGUGUGCUCCGGAGAUGUCGGGGGUACUUCCGGAAGUGCCUCCGUCCUACUCCACGCCAUGCUUCAUCCUACAAACUCCCUUCAGCCCAUCCUAGCCCCCACUCCUCCAAAAAAAAAACCUCCCUUCCCCUCACACCCACGUACCAUCCCAUCCCGCAAACAUGGUCGCGCACAACCACCACCACCGCCACCAGCACCAGCAGCGGGCAUACCAGCACCUCAACUCGCCGCACCGCCAAUACCUGCACAAGCGACCGCACACGUACUUUCUGCCCGCGCUGUCCUUGAGCCUCUGCCUCGCGUGCGACCGGUACUUCACGACGCACGUGUGCGCCAGCUGCGCGCUGAAGCUAUGCAGCCGGUGCGCGGAGCUGAUCACGUCGCGGCUGAUGCGGGGGUCGCUGGCGCGACUGGUCGCCGCCGUGGCAAGGCACAAGCUCGGGUACGCGGAGGAGUUCCUGGAGCGUGAAAGCUACGAGGCGGAAAUGCAUGGGGCUGGACAGGUGGCCAUGGUGCAGCGGACUGCGUCCGUGCUGAAGAGUGGGCUCAAGAUGGAGGUGUUUCAGUGGAUGCUCUGGGAGGAGAGCACGGGCAGUAGUCUUUCUGCCGAAGCGGACGAUGGGGAGACGGAGCUCGAUGGAGAGGAGUUCGAGAAGGAGUAUGAGUGCGAGCGGGAGAGGGAGCGCGAGCGCGAAGAUGAUGGUGUCCAGCGGGAGAGGGAGGAUACCCCUGCCCCUGAACCCGCCGCACACGUCACUGCUGUGGUUCGCACCCACCCUCUCAGUUACAGAACGCAAGACUACGAGCUCCGUCGGUACUGCGGCAGUGGGCUCGGGGCGCGCAAGCUCAAGAGAAUGGAGGAGGAGAGUGAGAGUAAGGAUUACGAUGAGGAUGUCAAGUUCGAUGUUAGCUAUAAGAGUCUGCGUAAGGAAUCAGACUGA